Ostertagia ostertagi is the source of this 1011-nucleotide messenger RNA. NCBI's taxonomy places the organism in Eukaryota, Metazoa, Nematoda, Chromadorea, Rhabditida, Trichostrongylidae. The record is from the annotation of a GenBank genome assembly.
AUGGCAGGAGGCCCUUCUGAAAAUAUUUCAGAGGCUACCUCGAUAUUGCCGGUAUGUAAUCGUUGGAGCAAUAAAGAGGGUAUCAUCAACGUGCACCUCGUCCCACACACUCAUGACGACCUUGGUUGGAUAAAGACCGUCGAUGAGUAUUACUAUGGAGGGCUUAUGUCGGAGUCGCGAGCCUUCAAUUUCAUCAACGUAGCCGAUCAGAUUCGUUGCCCUGCGACAAUGCUGCUACUCGACCAGCACAUACCAGGUUAUUGUUCAGGCCAAGUGGAGAUAGUUGGUGGCGGAUGGGUUCAAAACGACGAGGCAGCCACACAUUACGUCGACAUUGUCGAUCAAAUGUCCUUUGGACUAAAGAAACUCGAGCAGUUGUUCGGCCAGUGUGGCAAACCAGAAACAGCAUGGCAGAUUGAUCCGUUCGGUCAUAGCAAGGAACAAGCCAAUUUGUUUGCUAUGGACCCGCUAUUAUGUGGUCGUUUCUUCGAAAGAGUUGCGCAAUGGAGCACAGGAAUUCAUGGGCUACACCUCAGUGUUCUUCGCCCGACAACACUAUUUAGAAAAAGAAGCUCGAUUGGUAAAAACAAGAGUCUGGAGUUUAUUUGGAACACUUCCGAUGAUCUAAAGACGCAGAUUUUGGGCGGCUCCUUUUUCCAAGACGACUAUGGACCACCGAAAGGUUUCUGUUUUGACGCUCUGUGCGGAGAUGACCCGAUCAUGGACAAUCCUGACCUCGAAGGCUACAAUCUGGACGAGAAAAUAAGCGCUUUUGUGACGCAUUCGUCAUUCCUUCGUUCAUCUCACGUAAUGCUAUUGAUGGGAAGUGACUUCCAAUAUACAGACGCCAACACAUGGUACACGAAUCUGGACAAGCUGAUACAACAUGUGAACGGGAAUGCCACCCACGGUCUGCACGUGUUCUAUUCGACUCCGUCAUGCUAUGUGAAAGGCCUCACAGAGUCAUCGACUACACGUUUGCCCACAAAGGAUGAUGAUUUCUUUCCGUGA